UGCUCAUGCCCCUGUGAGUCAGACAAUAACACAUACCUUGAAACUUUCUGAAACGUAAUCGUACGUGGAUACGUAAAUGAAUUUACGCAGGAUUAUAUAUUGACUUGUUGUAGCUCCACGUGUUAACGACCAAUUCCUGAUAUCAAGGCUGUAUAAGAGGUUAACCACCGUCUGUCAGCUAUGGCUGAAGAAAUGGUGCAGAAACUGCUGGAUGGGCAAGCACUAGAUACAGAAGAGUUUUGUGAUUUUUCCCUUGAAGACCAAAAUGAAGCAACAGCCGCAAAGGGCGUCGCUCCAUCAUCACCCUCUACAUUUACCCCUGAAUUAAAGAAGAACAUCUGCUAUGUCGUAGCUGCGGCCAUUGUCAACGAUAAAGGAGAGGUGCUGAUGAUUCAGGAAGCCAAAAGCUCGUGCGCCGGCCAGUGGUACCUGCCGGCCGGCCGGAUGGAGGCCGGAGAGACGAUCGCCGAGGCGGCGCGUCGCGAGGUGCUCGAGGAGACGGGUCUGGAGCUGGAGCCGACCACCCUGCUGAUGGUGGAGACGGCCGGCGGCGCCUGGUACCGCUUCGUCGUCACCGGCACCGUCACAGGCGGUCGGCUGAAGACGCCGGCCGACGCCGACCCGGAGUCGCUGCAGGCCCAGUGGGUGGCCGACCUGAGCGCCUACGAACUGCGCGCCAGGGACAUCGAGCCGCUGGUGGAGCUGGCGCGCGCGUACCAUGCGCGCGGCGCGGCCGCCUGGCACCCGGAGCGGCUGCCGGCGGCGCGAGCCCACCGCCGCCUCCUGCUCCGGCUGGUCGUCUGCGUCCGAAAACGCGCCAAUAACCGGGUCAGUGUUCUGAUGUCGGAGAAGACGUCUCUACACCUGCCCACAUGCGAAAUAUCGCCGCCCCGCAGCAUCCACUCAACGCUCAAAAGUAUAGAGAUGUUCGGAGCCGACCUGCCGCCGCACCGGCCGGCCGGCGUGCUCUCGGUCGAGUACAGCCACCAGCCCGACCAGCCGGCCGGCCUCUGCCUCACGCUGCUCGUGCCCGUCCGAAAACCGCUGGAGGAGGUGCACCUGAUCGACAAGUACCAGUGGUGCGAGCUGAACCGCGAGCUGGGUCACGCGCUGCUCGACCGGCUCGGCAAAAAUCAGCUGGUGUCGCUGAACGUCAUCAGGUAAGGCGCGGCGGCCGGACGGCGGCGGUGGCGGCCGACCACCCGCACUGCCGGCCGGUGUCGGGCACCUGCACGGCCGAAUGCACCGACUGGUGCGUGACAGCCGCCGCUUCAACGGAGACUGCCGGACGUCGGGGAUUGAGAGAUGCAUGCUGCUGUGGUGGUUGUCUUCCAGCCUGGAGCACAGAGCACCGCUGCCGGCCCGGGGUCGGAGGUGGCGACGCCCCCGGCCCCGCGGCCAAUCACCGGGCGCCCGCCGGUGGCUCAGGCCAGCCACCGAUCGGCGGGCAGUGCAACAGACUGGUGGUAGCUCUGGCAAACACGGGCCGACGCAAUGGUAUUCCCAGGUGUACAACGACUUGCGAGCUUGCUUUGGCUUUAUUUACGAAGGGACGAGGUUUGAGAUACUGAAGUAGGGAAUUUAAGGAUAUUCCGACCAGGCAUACCUAGUUAAAUUAUUUGUUUUAGCAAAUGAAAUAGAACAUUUUGAAGCUGUAUAUUUUAAAAAUGUCAACGUUGCCAGUAACGUUAAUCGUUUACGUGUAUGUGAACCGUGACCAAUUUGUGCGUUCCCUGCGGGCCAAAUGGCAUGACUGAUGGAAACUGGCUUUAGGUGGUAGCUGCUACUCUUCUUUAUCAGACAUAAGAAAAGAUAUAUUCGUGUGUUACAGUUACCACAUACAUAUAUCUAUUUGGUGGAUGAUUAUUUGCACUGCUGCUGGCAUCAGCUCGCUUCGUCUUUGUAUAUUCGUUAGCCGACGGGUUUCAGUGGUAGCCGACCCCGUCUGUCUGCCUUACAUGCCAGUAGGUUUUAGUGUCUGGAUUGUCUGCCUGCUCAGUCGCUAUGCACUCCGAUGGGGGUUCAUGCCCCCCCAAGUGGCGGCCUGCACAGUGCCCACUUGUGUUGUGUCCUGCCAGUAGAGUACUGUGUCGUCGGCAGACUGUCCCGUCCGUGUAUAUUUGUUUGUCUGGCGGUGAUGUUAGUUUCCGAGUCUAGGCCGUCUGUUCGGUCCCUAUUCGCACCAUGUCUGCCGAUGGGUUUCAGCGCCAGGGCCAGCGAGUCGAUGGCGUGAUGCUGGAUCGGUCUCCAGCUCCGCGGUCGCCGUUCGUUCGUGGCCGGUAUGGGAUUCUGCCGCCGCUGCUCUCAGUGUACUCCCAGCACCGCUCACCAGUGGUGACGGCUGUACUGUCCACCCCCGCUGCCCGCGAGUGUCCUGCUACCCCCGCGCCGCUGCGGUUAUGUUGUUACGUUUCCGUCCAUCUGCUGUGCUGCGCCCUUCGGCCUUAUGUAUAUGACUGUAAAGUGUGUAUUUCUGUGUGUACGGACCCGUGCCUUCUGCAGCGUGCGCUGGACGCUGGCCCGUCGCGUGGCGCCCGCAGCGCCAGACGGUCCGUCGCCGCUCGCUCUUUGGUGGUAGGUGUCGCUACUAAUUGGAUGGCGAGCCGGUGGUCGGCCGACUUCGCCUCGCUCAAGUCGCUAAUAUAUUUUUACUUUCUAUA
Amphibalanus amphitrite is the source of this 2660-nucleotide messenger RNA. Its product is annotated as 8-oxo-dGDP phosphatase NUDT18-like. The coding region runs from base 181 to 1164 and encodes 327 amino acids. The transcript is spliced from 7 exons. NCBI's taxonomy places the organism in Eukaryota, Metazoa, Arthropoda, Thecostraca, Balanomorpha, Balanidae. The record is from RefSeq and is a predicted model, not a curated record. Gene Ontology annotation, molecular function: 8-oxo-GDP phosphatase activity; magnesium ion binding; 8-oxo-dGDP phosphatase activity.